Messenger RNA from Charadrius vociferus (killdeer), 2622 nucleotides. It is a transcript of the gene ZP1, whose product is annotated as zona pellucida glycoprotein 1 (sperm receptor). The record is from RefSeq and is a predicted model, not a curated record. Gene Ontology annotation, cellular component: egg coat. Lineage: Eukaryota; Metazoa; Chordata; Aves; Charadriiformes; Charadriidae. Gene Ontology annotation, molecular function: structural constituent of egg coat; acrosin binding. Gene Ontology annotation, biological process: binding of sperm to zona pellucida; prevention of polyspermy. The transcript is spliced from 13 exons. The coding region runs from base 1 to 2622 and encodes 873 amino acids.
AUGGUUGGCACCUGGGCUGCGGUGGAGGAUGGCAAACGGGCACAUUCACGCCCAACACGUGCCCGGGGCAGGGUGCAGGAGCCGGCGGCCGUGACCGUCACACCGCCGGAUGGAUAUAAAUCCGUGGCCGCGGUGCUGACCCACGGAGAGCCCCGUGCUCCGGCUUCGCUCGCCGCCACCGCCGCCGCGCAGUUGCUGGCGUCCCCCUCUCGCGGCCGCCCCGUCCGCUUCAAAGUCAUGGAUGAGUUCGGUACCCCCUUCGACGUGGCCAACUGCUCCAUCUGCCUCCACUGGCUCAACACUGGGGUGGAUGGUGCCGUCAUCUUCUCCUCUGGCUACGAGGGUUGCCACGUCCUGGUGAAGGAGGACCGCUACGUCCUGAGGGUGCAGCUGGAGGAGGUGCUGCUCAGCGGGGUCGUGGCCGCCUCCUACGAAGUCAACAUGACCUGCCCGCAGCCCGGGGACUACGAGAUCCGCAUGGAUGGCAACACACGUACCGAGUACCGGCCCGGCCGGGGCAAUAGCGUCCACCAAACCCAGACUGAUGUUCUUGUCCCCUUGGCCCAGCCUGGGGUCCUGCAGCACGUGUCCCAGUCCACCCUCACCCUCUCGGGAGCCCACGUCUCUCCCCAAGCCCACUCGGAGCAGGUUCACCCCGUGGCUCGCACGCAGCCCGUCCUGGUGCACCCCGGGCUUCAGUCCCAGCCUGGCCAGGUUCACCAGGGGCUUCAGCCCCAACCAGGCAUGGUUCGUCCCAUCACCCAACCGCAGCGGGGUUUAGUACGCCCUGGCAUGCAGUCCCCAGCCCAGCCUGGGCUCCUUCGUCCAGGCCUUCACACCCAAAACCAGCCCGGGCUGGUGCACCCUGGAGCUCAAAACCAACAAGGUCUUCUUCGCCCAGGGCUUCAAACCCAAAACCAGCCCGGGCUGGUGCACCCUGGAGCUCAAAACCAACAAGGUCUUCUUCGCCCAGGGCUUCAAACCCAAAACCAGCCUGGGCUGGUGCACCCUGGAGCUCAAAACCAACCAGGUCUUCUUCACCCAGGGCUUCAAACCCCAAACCAGCCCGGGCUGGUGUACCCUGGAGCUCAAAACCAACCAGGGCUCCUUCGUCCAGGAGUUCAGACCCCAAACCAGCCCGGGCUGGUGCACCCCGGUGUCCAGUCUGGCUUAACACAUGCUGGUGCUCAGACUCAAGCAGGCUUCGUACGAACAGGAGCUCAGCCCCCAAACCAGCCAGGUUUAUCUCGUCCCAGCCUCCAGACGCAUUCCCAAACUGGUCUCCUCCACCCUGGGCUCCACAGCCAAACUGGGCUGCCUCAUUCCGGCUCUCAGUCCCAAUCCCAGGCAGGUCUGGUGCGCCCAGUUCUCCAAAGCCAAGCUGGGCUGGUACAUGCCAGCCAUUCCCGACCGGGUUUAGUGCGCCCGGGACUCCAGUCCCGACCGGGUUUGGUACGUCCUGGACUUCAAGCUCAGCUCCAGCCGGCCAGUCUGCUGCAAUCCACGGCUCUCUUCUACCCCUCGGCAGGGGCAGGCACCCAGCUGACGCGGGAGCAGUGCCAGGUGCCGGUGGGGAGGAUGCCCUGCGUGGCCCCGCAGGGCCGGGAGGCGUGCUUGCAGGCGGGCUGCUGCUACGAUGACAUGGACCGCAUGGCGCCCUGCUAUUACGGCAACACGGCCACCGUGCAGUGCCUGCUGGACGGCCACUUCGUCCUGGUGGUGCCGCGGGGACUCGCCACCCAACCCUACAACCUGGACAGCGUGCGCCUCGCCAGCGCCCAGGCGGGCUGCGAGCCCGUCAGGGUGACGGAGACCUUCGUGAUGUUCCGCUUCUCCGUCACGCAAUGCGGUACCACCGUCCCCGUGAUUGAGGACCAGCUGAUCUAUGAGAACCAGCUGAUCUCUACCAUCGAUGUCCAGGGUUCCUCCCGCGGCUCCAUCACGCGGGACAGCAUCUACAUCCUCCAAGCUCGCUGCAUCUACAACGCCAGCGACCUCCUGCCGCUCCGUAUGGAGGUGGCCGUGCCCCCCACCGCCACCCCCGUGGCCAUGCCGGGGCCGCUGGGACUCCCGCUACGCAUUGCCACUGACGAGAGCUACAGCUCCUACCACCCCGACGGCGACUACCCCUUGGUGAGGGUGCUCCGGGACCCCAUCUACGUGGAGGUUCGUCUCCUCCAGAAGACGGACCCCAACCUGGUGCUGGUCCUGCACCACUGCUGGGCGUCCCCCAGCACCGACGGGGCUGCUGAGCCCCAGUGGCCCAUCCUGGUGGACGGGUGCCCCUUCACAGGGGACAACUAUAGGACGCAGCUCGUGCCUGUGGGACCGGCCUCACCGCAGCUGCCCUUCCCGAGCCACUACCAGCGCUUUGUCAUCUCCACCUUCACCUUUGUGGAACCCCCCUCCAUGGCGGUGCUGGAGGGAGAGGUGUACAUCUCCUGCAGCGCUUCGGUGUGCCACCUCGCGCAGCCCGAGCCCUGCCGACCCUCCUGGCAGCUGGGAGUGCCAUCACGAGCCCGUCGGUCUCUAGGGGACAGGAGGACAGCCGAAGCCACGGGCAUGGUCACCUCCCAGGGACGCAUCGUCUUCCCGAAGGUCACCAAGCUGCGGCGAGGCUGA